Branchiostoma floridae (Florida lancelet) is the source of this 1226-nucleotide messenger RNA. Its product is annotated as NTF2-related export protein 2-like. The record is from RefSeq and is a predicted model, not a curated record. The transcript is spliced from 4 exons. Bases 85 to 495 code for a protein of 136 amino acids. NCBI's taxonomy places the organism in Eukaryota, Metazoa, Chordata, Leptocardii, Amphioxiformes, Branchiostomatidae. Gene Ontology annotation, cellular component: nuclear pore central transport channel. Gene Ontology annotation, biological process: protein import into nucleus.
GAUACCACUCCUGCUAGCCCUACAAUACUGCAGUUGAUCGUUAGGGGCGCUGUUGCUCACCCACCAGUCAUCAUCAUCAUCAUCAUGGCGGCAGUAAACCAGGACUUCAAGACUAAUGUAGACAACGCCUGCAGGGCAGGAGAGGAGUUCUCCAAGGUUUUCUACGAGACUUUCGACAAGAGAAGACAUGUUUUGAACAAGCUGUACCUGGACACAGCUAACCUGGUGUGGAAUGGUAACGUUGUGAAGGGACCACAGGAGAUCACAAAGUUUCAUGAUAACUUACCUCACAGUGAACACAAACUCUUCACACUGGACUGUCAACCCCUGCCAGAUGAAGCCACCCAAGGGCAGGCCACAGUACUGGUCACCACCAGCGGAACGGUCAAGUUUGAGGGCAACAACACCAUGAAAUUUACACAGAACUUUACACUGACCAAUCAGGGCAAUGUGUGGAAAGUAGCCAGUGACUGUUUCAGGUGCCAGGAGGAAUGAACACAUGUCUGACAUUAUCAGAUGACUGUGUGAGGGCUGAAAUGGUUGUUUUCAACAACUGUGGGACUUAUAACAGAACCAUGGGCCAUAUUAGUGUUGAAAGCACAGGACAUCGGAGCAAUAUGAACAAACCGGACUAGUCCUGUGAAGGAGAGGAUAUUCAUGAAGUGGUUUGACAACUGUCCAUCAAGAUCUCACCGAUACAUUAAAUUUCAUACAUUCAUAAAAAGGGAGAUAGUUCAUUUAUUUCUCCAUUUCCAAUAUUGGGAACUUUUCAUACAAGUUACAUUCCUUAUAUUAGGAUUGCAUGUCGAACCGUCGUGACUGAAGACAACACAAAUUAUGUUCAUUGAGCUGGAAAGUAUGAGAGGGAAAUAUCACCUGUACAUCAUGCUAUUUUUUUGUUUAUGACUGGCAGCACACUGAUGUUGGUGAUGGUUAUCACUGUAUAUCAAAGAUUAUUCUUGAAAAAUAAACCUUAAGUUUUAAUUUCUGCAAAAUCAUUACCAGAUAAGUUGUCCAGUAGCUGCUGUAUGUUGCAGAACUCUUUAAUAUGUUCAAGAACUGACUGCAGCCUUAACUCUUGUCACUAUCUAGUGUCACCAGCAAAAGAGCAUUGGCUGAAGCUUCAGCUCACAAUCUUAUCAAGUCAUGCAAGAAGCAAGAAAAAGAACUUUCAUACACAAUACUCUUAUUUUUGAGAAGGAAUAAAAAUGACAAUUUGCUUGUUA